AUUAUACAUUCUAGGAUUUUUACAACAGAAAUUGUAUGGCCUUGAACUGCACGGUGGUAGUAAACGUUUUCUUAACUUGUCACUUGUGUAAGCAAACGUAUACUUAGGUUGGUGUGUAAUCUCGUUUCGUUGUUUUUCGGUGCUUCAGGUUUCAAGUCACAGGUAAACAAGAACUCGAUCAGCUGAUCGAGGGUCGUUUCAAUAUUGUUUUGUGAUAUACUUAAGGGUGGGUAAUAACCCUUAUAUUUAACGUAUUUAUUGAAUUUUUUUUAUUCCAAGACUAGUAUGAUGCAAUACUGAGAUGUCAAUAAGAUAAUAACUGAUAUAACUAUAUGAGACAUGAGUGGCCAGUGGCGUCAUGAUUUUACAAUUUUUCAUAAAAUUAAUUUAUAACGUCGUUUUUUUAGUUGAUUCCCGUUUCUGAUACGCUGCUUACUUAAUAACUUUUAAUCCAGUAUAUUUUUAGAUUAUAUAAUUGAUUAACGUUGUGUUACAUACAUCAACAAUAUGACCAGAGGUAUGAAUGCAAUCCCAAUAACAAUUUAUUUUAUAUUUGAUUAUUCUCAUGUUCUUGUUUACAUCGAUAAAAUUUGUAUUUUCAAAUUGUUUCUAUCUAGAAGAGGGGUCAAAUAAAGAGAUAAAUGACGAGUUUGCUAACACUGAAGAACUAGAAAAACAGAGAGUGCGUGAUGAACAGGGUCGAAUAACUAAUAUUCAUAAAGAGGCUGACAAACAGAAUCCUGAAUGUAAAGGGAACAAGAGUGAUAGUGACGAAGACAUUUCCAAAACUGGAAAUGAAUCUAAUGCAGGCUCUGACGCUGAGGGUGUUACUCAUGUGAUACAAAUGGAGAAUUCAAAUAGAAAGAAAUUAAAAUUAUUGCAAAGGUUAUCUUCGCUCAAUGCAUUUUUUGCAGAUACUUCUGAACCAGUUUCAUUAUUUAAACAUGAAAGGGAACAAAUAGAAAAAGAUCAACAACAGCAGAAUUAUCAAAAUUUGCAUACCCAAGGUGAUACAGAACAGGCACAAUCAGAUUUAGCUACCAAUGUAGCUGAUGAUAAUGCUAUUAGAACAAUAGAAGAAAAUGAGAAGAGUGAAGAAGAAAUGGUUAUGGUUAAGGCACUGCCCAAAUUACAAAAUAACUCUGGAAAAUAAUGGUAUUAAGUACCUAAUUAUGGAUUGAUAUGUACCUAUCAUUAAUGCAAGUCAAUUUACUAACUUAACAUUUUAAUAAUCGUCGUUUUCAUAUUUUGGUUUUUUAAAUUAAUUUAAUUAACUAAUACCAUUGAGUAUAGAUAGUACUAUCUAUACUCAAUGCUAAUACCUAUAGGCUAUAAUGAAUUUAUUAUUAUUAUUUUUUUUUUAAAUUUAAUUUUCAUGUAUGAUACUUUGUGUUUUAUUUCUUAAUUGUUCCUGAGUAUAUUUAGUUGCUAAUAUGCCAAAUUGUUUAUGUAAAAUCGUUUGUAAUGCAUUUUCUAAAUGUAUGGUAAUUUUCUUAAUUUAACGCAGACAAAUGUUUAAAAUUCAUCAUGUGAUAAGGAUGAUUCUAAAAUACCUUAACUGUUGUCUUUUAAUAUCUGUACCUAUGUUACAUUUAAAAUUGUGUAAUUUAAUUGUGAUACUAGCAUUAAAUAAAAUCUGCACCUGUUUUGAUUUUAAA
Acyrthosiphon pisum (pea aphid) is the source of this 1658-nucleotide messenger RNA. Its product is annotated as 28 kDa heat- and acid-stable phosphoprotein-like. The coding region runs from base 566 to 1153 and encodes 195 amino acids. NCBI's taxonomy places the organism in Eukaryota, Metazoa, Arthropoda, Insecta, Hemiptera, Aphididae. The transcript has 4 exons. The record is from RefSeq and is a predicted model, not a curated record.